GGACGUGGGGAGCGGCGGCGUGCUGUGCCUCAGUUUCCCGGCCCCGAAAGGCGGCCGGGGCCACGUGGGGAAGAGCUCGUUUCUGGCAUCCAGCGGGACGCUGUGUGGAAGGGACAGGUGCGGUUUCAGGAAUUCCCCUCGGUCCUCGCCGGGUGCGGAGAACGACCGGCACUCCCGAGACCUCACAGCGGGUUGCGGCCGCGACCCUUCCCGAGGCCGUGACCUUGAGCGAGUCCCCUGCGCCGCUGGGCCCAUGUGCUCCCGGAGGUGAAGUAGUAUUAACGGUUCCUCGUCCGGGUUGAGGGCCCUGGAAAGCCUACGUGGGUGACGUGUGUCUCCCGGUGUCCCGCAGGGCUCUGGGGGCUCUUUCCACGGAGGUGCCUCCUGAGCCUGUGUUGAUCGCGGAGGCGCGACCCGGCGGGAGUCCGACUCUUGCGCCUUGCCGGCUUCUAGCCUCUACCAGGCUAGGGCGGGGGUGGAGGAUGGGGACGCAGUUUCUGGAAUUGCCGCUGUGCUUGGGCGGAGAGGUGGAAGGGCAGGCUGAGAGCCAGGGCGGCCAAGGAGUUUCCGUUCACAGCACACGGAACCGACUUUCCUUGACUGUAGCGGACCUGUUUUCUUAUCGAAGACAUUCAGUUAGCUUUGACCAGGGAGUCCAUCCACACGGUCAGUGCCGAUCGUGUUAGGGCGUGGGAUGUCCCCUUGCACGCACAUGCACAGGGAGCUCCGGGGACGCGCUAGCAGUCGCCCCAAGCCCCCCCUUCAUGGCCUAGACCGUUGUCAGCACAUGUCUUCCCAUCCGCAGGGCGCCGCCCCUCACUUUUAUUUCAGACCCACCCUGUUGCCCCGUGCGAAGUUCACUAUCAUCUCUUCAGUCUUCUUGCUCCAUUGUUUUGUCUUUGGAAUCUUUAGGGCCCUCUGACAUGGUCUUGCUGAUUUUAGUUGCUUGUUCAGAAUCUGUUUCCAGCCCCGUAUCGUGAGCGCCUGUUGCUGCUCUAUGCCAAGACCUAGAACGGCCUGGGCUUGUAAAAGGUACUCAAUAAAUGGUUGAAUGAGUGAAUGGGUCUCCCACUCAGGGGCUCCCAUCAUACUUGUACUAAAUGCACACAAACCCCACCGUGGCCUUCAGGGCUGUGCUGGAUCCGCAGGGGAGACACCUCCCGGCUCCUCCCCUUCCCUUCUCCUGCUCAGUGCACCCGGCUGGGUGGUGCUGAACUUGCAAAGUCUUUCCCAUUUUGCAGCCUUCCUCCUUGCACUUCCCUUCAUCCGACAGGCCUCUGCAGGGCUGUCUCUCCUGUGCAUCAGUGUCACCUACUACAAGAGCCUUUUCCUGGUGGUUUUAAUUCUGGCGAAGGUGCCCCUGGCCCCCACCUGCCUGUUUUCUGGAGACAGUGUCAUCUUUUGCCAGAUGUUCUGAUCCUGUCUCUAAUGUGAGAUUGCGGGCUUUCUAGAGCUGCGUAAGCCCCAGGCUGCGGGCUGUGACAUGGACGUGAUAGUGGCAUUUACGUUGUGGGCUGUGGGAGGAUUAGGAAAAGUCACAAAAUACAUUGAACACAUUCGACCCUGGGCACUCGAGUGUCCACAUGUAAACCUUUUCGUUUUAGUUCUCAGAACUGCCUGGUGAAGUGGGAAUGAUUAUGGUAUCGAUGUGGAAACCAAGGCUUAGAGAAAUGAUGUUUUGGUUACCUUUAAGGAUGUGGCUGUGACCUUCACCCAGGAAGAGUGGGGACAGCUGGAACUGGACCAGAGGGCCCUGUACCAGGAGGUGAUGCUGGAGACCUGUGGGCUUCUGGUCUCACUGGGGCACGCAGUCCCCGAAGCAGAGUUGAGGCACCUGCUGGAACAUGGGCGGGAGCUGUGGACUGGAAAGGGAGGCCUCUUGUGGAGCACCUGCCCAGGUGACAGCGCCAGACUUUGGACCAGAGACCCAAGCGCCUGUCAGCCGGUUUUGUCUGCGGGAGCCCGGCUCCGGGGAAGCCCGGCCCAGGGACCUUCAAGGGCCUCCAGGUUGGUGCAGGCCAGGGGUUGGGAAGGGCAUCUGGAAACGCAGAAAGGUCGACUGACGCCUGGGAGGGACGCUCACAAGACCCACCUUGAGAGAAUGAACCUUGAAGAUGACGGUUUGGGGACAGAGGACGGUCUGCACCUCCAGGUGUUGCAAAAGAGAGUCUCUCCGGGAGAGGUGCUCCGUGAGCGGGACCCACAGGGACCGGACAGAGGCUGCGCGCUUCGUGCGGGGAGUGACCUCUACAAAUGCAAGCAGUGUGGGAAAGGUUUUAACCGCAAGUGGUACCUCGCGCGGCAUCAGCGGGUCCACACCGGCACAAAGCCCUACGAAUGCAACGCGUGCGGCAAAGCCUUCAGCCAGAGCUCGACCCUGAUCCGGCACUACCUCAUCCACACCGGGGAGAAACCGUACACGUGCCCGGAGUGCGGAAAGGCCUUCAAACGCAGGUCCUACCUCCUGCAGCACCGGCCGGUCCACACCGGGGAGAAGCCCUACGAGUGCGCCCAGUGUCGGAAGGCCUUCGCCCACCGCUCCACUUUCGUCCGGCACAGCCGCACCCACACGGGAGAGAAGCCCUUCGAGUGCAGGGCCUGCGAGCGGUCGUUCGGCAACCGAGCGCACCUGAUCCAGCACUACGUGGUGCACACGGGGCAGAAGCCGUACGAGUGCGCCGAGUGCGGCAAGGCCUUCCGCUGCGGCGCGGAGCUCCUGCAGCACCGGCGCGUGCACACCGGCGAGAGGCCUUUCGCGUGCGCCCAGUGCGGGAAGGCCUUCCACCGCAGCACCUACCUCCUGCAGCACUCGGUCGUCCACGCCGCGGAGGCGCCCCACCGCUGCCCCCAGUGCGGCAAGGCCUUCAAGCGCCGCUCACACCUGCUGCAGCACCGGCGGGUGCACCCCUGAGGGGGCCCCUCGCGCCCUACCCCGGCGCCUCUUCCGGCCCUCCGGAGGGGUCCCCGGCGGGAAGCGCCGCUCGCCGUGCAGAACGGCGGGGAGAUUUGCUUGGCCCUCAGACGCGUGAGCGGCCCCACCGGGCAUGGGCCGCGUGCGGGCGGCCCCCACCAUCGGACUCGAGCGGCGAACUGUGGGGGGCGGGGCACUCGGGCUGCCUCUGUCGGGGACGCACCGCGGAAGGAUGUUCCUGGCACAACCUAGGGGCCUCUAGCCAGAAGCGGCGCCUUCCCUGCCAUUGGAGAAUUCAAAACGAACGGGAGACGUCAAUGUCGUUGCUGUGAGAAAACCCAUGACACGUGGGCGCUUACGGUCAGGUGGAGAGUCACGCGGAGCGGACACUGCGGGGGCCCUCCGGUGCCCGUGAAAGGGCUGAGGGACAGGACAGGGGGUACUGUGCACUUACACGGACGUCGGCCACAGGUCUGCCACUUAGCCACCUCGGCAUUACUUUUAAAAGAAUAAAAAGAAGGGGUGGAAACAUAGACUUCAAAUGGAAGGAACGGAUGUCUUUACAAACUCUUUCACGUUUCCGUGCCGAACCUACUACAGUUUUUCAUCAGUUUUAAUGUUUUGGUGGGGGGUAUAUUUGAGAGGAAGGGUCUUAGCCCCCCCCCCUUUUUUUUUUUUAAGUUUAUUUGUAUUUAUUUUUAGAGAGAGAGUGAGGGAGGGACGGAGAGAGAGAAUCCCAUGCAGGCUCCAGGCUCCAAGCUGUUAGCCCAGAGCCCUACUCAGGGCUUGAACUCAAGAACCAUGAGAUCAUGACCUAAGCCGAAAUCAAGAGCUGGAGGCUUAACCCACCGACCGGCCCCCGGCCUUUGUUUUUCUGUGUGUUCACUGCCACCCUGUGUCAGGAAAAGUUGGGACAGUGAGGGCAACUGUACAGAAGUUUGCUGGAAGCCUGUGUUACAAUCAUCCCCACCCACGAGGAACGUAGUCCUUUGUGAGAAAUGUGAAGGCUGAGUCACAAGACACUUGGACUUCCAAGUUAGAACUCUGAAAAUAACACCGUGUGCCACUUACACCCACACUGGCUGAGAGAAGGAAGCCAUGCACGGUGUCACAUUGAAACAUGCCCCCUCAAGACCGUUUACGGCUUUGAUACUUCGAAGUAAAGCUUCUGUUCGUGUGGUUUUUAAAUUCUCGACGUUCUCUCUCCCUCACUUUUUCUUGACUCCAUUCUGCUCCUUUGUUUUCUUUCUUUUCCCCUGACAGUAUGGUGUGGCCUUCUGGCGGGGGGGGCGGGGGGGGGGUCCUAAUUCCCUCCUCCGCCUGGUGGUUCAAGGGACUGGGCCCUCCCUCCCACAUCCCCUCCAGUUGUCCCAGGCUUGAAUUAUAGCUAGAAACAGUGACCUAAAACACACUGCUGGGGCAGAUUCACGAUGAGCCCAGGAAACAAACACCCGAGUAUCCUCACUGUCUGAUCUUACAAAGGGCUGUGUGAAGUUGUGCUACAAAAUAAAGGGCCAGGGACUUUA
This is a messenger RNA of Neofelis nebulosa (Clouded leopard), 4437 nucleotides long. It is a transcript of the gene ZNF550, whose product is annotated as zinc finger protein 550. NCBI's taxonomy places the organism in Eukaryota, Metazoa, Chordata, Mammalia, Carnivora, Felidae. Gene Ontology annotation, biological process: regulation of immune system process; regulation of cytokine production; negative regulation of transcription by RNA polymerase II. Bases 1769 to 2911 code for a protein of 380 amino acids. The transcript has 4 exons. The record is from RefSeq and is a predicted model, not a curated record.